AUGCCUACACGCUUCACUAGAAGCAUAGUUACGAUGUAUCUGGAAAGCAAUACUAUCUCAGCAGUAGGUCCGGCUCGCGUGAAAAAGGCGUUUGGUGUCCAUUUGCGUAAAUUAAUGGAUGAACCAAAAGGCGCUAGACAGACAAGGUUAGAUGUUUUGACAAUGCUACUUGCCAACACAUCAGCAGUGUCUUUGUCGGAAAAUGGGCCAAGAAUGGCGAGUAAGUCAGGAUGCUGUUGCAGCUUCGUCUCGAUUGCGAGUGGUAAAUUAGAGAGCUCGGCUUUGGUUAUAUUAAUAAAUUCAAUUUUUCGCCUAUUGGCGCCUUCAAAAUUGAUGCUGUGGAGGGCUGCAUUUACUCCUGACCACACCGCAUCCGCAAGGAUUUGGUAA
Messenger RNA from Phytomonas sp. Hart1, 390 nucleotides. The record is from the annotation of a GenBank genome assembly. NCBI's taxonomy places the organism in Eukaryota, Euglenozoa, Kinetoplastea, Trypanosomatida, Trypanosomatidae.